AUGUCUGUGUCGCCAGAACCAUCAUCUGAGAGGUCGUUGCCUCCGGAUACCAAUUUCAACUCGACCAGCUUAGACCAAAGAAAGAGAGAUGUUCGAGAUAUUCUUUCGUCCUUCGAUGUAAAUGAUCUCCCGUCAGAGUAUUGUUCGGAUAUUUGCAUUCGCAUUACGAAUGAACAAAGCACAAGACCGAAUUCUGAAUGGACGGUUUUCGGAGAUUUGCGGGCAACAAUGCUAACUUGGGGUGUCCACGACUCUGAUGGCUGGACCUUCAUCAAUAAAUGGAUACCCAAGAAGAUUCGAGCUCAGCUCUUUUGCGAAAAGUUACAGAGGCGGUUCCAACGAGAAUUCGACGGGUAUGAUAAGAUAGCCAAUUCUAUAAACGAACCAGAAGCGCAAUCUCAGUCUCCGGCACACGUUUCGUCCAGGAUCGCCCAGGCCGCCGGGAAAAUUAACUCCCUUGUGGCCGAGGCUCUGCUUGAUCUCGACUUCCGCUCUGUUGGGCAGAAACACACUGCGAGAGUCCUACUGGAAGCGAUCGAGGAGAUCUGCAUGCGAUCUAGGAACAUCUCCCCUGCGCUCCUGGAAGGAGACCCAUUGACCUCGGGAAUGGAACUUGAAAUCAGCCUCUACGACGCCUUGAUUCGUCGACCGCCUGCAACAACGCCAAUGGUGAUAUUGGAAGCACUGACAAGAGUGUCUGACAUUUCACCAGGGCUCUUGCAGGCUUUAAAAAUCCGAUUCGAAGCCCCCGAUAUCCCUUCUACGUAUGGGCAGCGAUUUCAUGAACUAUGCACCCAAGCUGGAGUAGUUUUGUGA
Molecule: messenger RNA, 816 nt
Organism: Cladophialophora bantiana CBS 173.52
Lineage: Eukaryota; Fungi; Ascomycota; Eurotiomycetes; Chaetothyriales; Herpotrichiellaceae
Exons: 1
Coding region: 1-816 (271 amino acids)
Source: RefSeq, a predicted model, not a curated record